ACCUGUAAUGAGCCCAACUCACAACAACCUGUUGUUACAAAAGCGUCCAAUACUGAUAAAGGACCUCCAAGUUGAGGACAUCAUCCCAGACAUGGUAGCCAGGGGAAUCCUCAGUAAACGUAAUGCAGAUAAGAUAAAGGCUCAAAAGACGGAACAGGAACAAGCAUUUGAAUUUCUCUGUGUUCUACCAAAAUGUGGUCCUCGUGCAUUUGAAACCUUUGUUGAAGUGUUGAGAGAGCACAACAAGAAAGAACUCGCAGAUUUGUUGGCAGAAAAGGCGACCACUUGUAGUAGUAAAAACCAAAUAGCAAAUUUCUACAUGAAUCACAUGAGUCAGAUACAGCGACUUCCCUGGGACCCCAAUGACACCAUGCACAUGGACGAUGUGUAUGUUAACUUACAGUGGGUACAAGAAGAAAGCAAACCCAAGGGUGCCAAUUUUAAAUCAGUAAAGAGCUACACUUCAAUAUUUAAAGAUACCAAACAAGGUAACCGACCAAAGAGAAUAUUGGUCAGAGGAAAAGCAGGUAUAGGAAAAACCACAUUUACACAGAAGAUGGCAACAGACUGGGCAAAUAAUGCAAAGGGGUUAAAAAAAUGUGAAGAAGUUUUGUCAAAAUAUGAAUAUCUUAUCAUAUUAAAUCUACGCAGCAUUCAGCCGGGUCAAACACUAAAGGAAGCAAUUGAAAUACAAAUUCCUUGCUCUGCAGAAACUGGUAGAGCAGUGGCUGAGGAAACCAUGCAUGCUCUGGACAAUAACAGUGACCAUGUGCUGUUGGUUUUUGAUGGUUAUGAUGAAUAUGAUCCCAAGACUUCCCAAGAAAUCACAGAUGUUAUCAAUCGUAGACGAUACCAGGAUGUGUGCACCGUCAUCACAACACGUCCAUGGAAGGCGGAAGAAUUGAGGAAAAGACAAAUUAUGGACAGUGUGUAUGAAAUCACAGGGCUGACAAUUGACAAUAUAAUUCAGUAUAUCACAACAUUUUUUGAUGAUAAAAAAACAUAUGACGAAAACAAGAAAUACAUUUUCAUGUCUUCUGAAGAGUUUGAAAAAGAAUAUGCCCUGUUAUAUGUUACAUUUCCUUUGGAGUUAUUUCACAGAGUAGGGCAGGGUCUUUUACCAUAUCUAGAGCAAAUGGGACUUAUGUCCCUGGCACAGACUCCAAUUCUUCUUCUAUUCAUCUGUCUUAUGUGGGAAGAUAUGAAAAGUGAUUCAAGCACAAGUUCGCUCCCCGGUUCAUACACACUGCUUUACGAGAAGCUAAUCGAGUUGCUCAUGAGUCGAAGAUAUAACAGCAGGACAAAGAAUGAAGUUAAGGAAUAUCUGGGGAAAUUCGAACAAACAUUUUUCAAUCUUGGUAAACUGGCUCUAGAAGGUCUUCUUAAGCCAGUGGGUGGUCUGCUGUUUGAUGAAGAAGACCUGCAAUCGAUUCCAAACAUGAGUGAGUUGUACAGUUUAGGCCUCCUCAGCAGAUCCAAGGUGCACUGUAACCUUUAUGUUAAACAUGAAGUAACAUUUCUUCAUAAAACCAUUCAAGAGUUAUUUGCUGCAAAAUACCUUGCUGGGACAAUAGAUGAAAAUGAUAAUGCUUUAGAUGAAUUUUUGGGAUGGUUAAACACCCUUGACAGGCUCUAUGACAUGGAGUAUGUGCUGCGCUUCUUAUGUGGAUUAUCAGAGCAGGCGAUUGCCAAAGUGCGACCUAGAGUUCAAGAGCUGGCAAAGAUGGAUGCAACUCUAAAACACAUUUAUUCUUCAAAUUCCUCAAAUACUGAAGUUGAAACCAUUUCUUUAUUUAACAAACUAGCCUGUCCACGGAGGUUUCUCUUUGAUAGUGAUAUUUCUGACUGGUACAUACGACAUUUUAACAACCUCCUCCUAGAACACUGGUAUGCCCACUGUACCCAGGAAAGUGAUUUGACUCCUGAGCUUGCCCCCUGGCACACCAUACUCAGCAUACCAUACUCAUUUAAACACUCUGAUCCCAGAUUUCAGGAGGUCUUGGAAAACAGUUUACGCAGUAAUAAACAGAUAUGGAAAAAUGUAUUCCAAGAUGCCAAUACUGUCAUUUUUGACUACGCAUCAGAUGCAGAGGAAUAUCAGAUGUUUGGACUUAUAUAUGAGGAUGAAGACAGUACAGUAGAUGCAGUGAUUACCUUACUAAUGAUGUGUGAAAAUUUCAAGAAUCUUUCACUUGUAUUUUGGGCUGAUAGAGAAAAAGGGCCUAGCACCAACGAUGUCUUCAAACGUGUGUUGUCCAAUGCGCCCAACUUAAACACACUUUGUAUCAGUAGUAUUGAAGAUGAUAGUCCAUACGAAGAUGUAUCCUCAAUACAAAAUCCUGCAAAAUUGUGUCAUCUGAUUGUGCGUAUCUACGAUAACAGAAGUGAAGCACCAAUAUCAGUAGACACUCAGAUUCUUAGGCAGAUGUCAGCAUUGAAGCAUUUACAUAUAGAACGUGAUGGAAAGAGUACUAGAAAUAACACCUUGAUAUUUGACUUAGGGGGCCAGCUUCAGUUAAGCCAUGGUUUGACGUACAUAGUGAUUAGGAACUUUUCCCUUACUGCUGAGCGGGUCAAGAUACUGGGGGAGAACCUGCAUCAUGUGCCAGGACUGGAACAAUUAAAACUGGAUGGCGUAUUUGAUUGGAUACAUACGGAUAUCACCAGAAAAUUUUGGUUCCCCCUCUGGGGGUGGACCUUAUAUAACUUACAUGAAGGUUGUCCAUAUGAUGAUCGGGAAAGAGGCCAUCGUUGCCCGGGUGUUUGUGAAGCCAUGCUUGAACUGAGCAAAGGUGUGGCACACACCCCUAAGUUGAAACAUUUCUCAUUCAGCAUGAAUCGGUUGGGUUUGUACUGUGGUAUCGCCAGUCCACUCACAGCAUUGGUACAGUCUCUCUGUACAGUGUCAGAGCAGAAUGGUAUGAAGAUUGCCUUAUAUGGUAAUGAUGUACACAAAGUUGACGGCCUCAGGGAGCAGAUAGUGAGCAUUAGCAGUUCUUACCAGCACGUAAUCGUGGCUUUCAAUUCAUUUGUGCCCUUUCUGUUUUUUUAAAGCAACAGUUGCCUUCAGCCAGGAACUAUGAACCUAAGAUGAUAACAAACUCAUAGAGAUCGCAUGUAGAGUGGUGUAAUAAUAUAUGUAUAUAGUGUACAAUGAAAGCGAGGGGCGGUCUCAGGGAGAAGAUAGAGAGCAUUGUUUCUUACCAGCACAUGACCUUGACUCUUUGAAAACUGCUUUUGAAAAGUAAUCUGAUGGAUUGAUAUCUUACACGGUGUAUAUAGCCAUAAGAUUCCUAUGGUCGAAAUACAGUCUUAAAGCGCUUGAAGAGACAAUAACUCUUCGUUUUGGCCAAAAAAUGAAUUUUCCUGGAGUAAAAAACAAUUUUCCCAUA
Lingula anatina is the source of this 3392-nucleotide messenger RNA. RefSeq lists its product as uncharacterized. The record is from RefSeq and is a predicted model, not a curated record. NCBI's taxonomy places the organism in Eukaryota, Metazoa, Brachiopoda, Lingulata, Lingulida, Lingulidae.